AUGAAGUUCACUUCUUCCAUCGCCCUGGCGGCGCUUUCUUCUAUGGCUAUUGCCGCUCCCCACGACAACAUCAACAAGAGAGCUGUUGCCUCUGGUCCCGUCGGAUACGCCUCUACCAACGGAGGCACCACUGGUGGUCAGGGCGGAGCAACCACUACCGUCUCUACUCUUGCUCAAUUCACCAAAGCUGCCACUCUAAAGGAGCCUACUGUUGUUUACAUCUCUGGCAAGAUCACUGGCAACACCAAGGUCAAGGUCACCUCAGACACCUCCAUCAUCGGUUUGAACAGCAACUCUGCUUUGGAGAACACCUUCAAAUCAGCGACCAAUCAGGAUUCUACCUCUAUUUCGAGUCUUUGUUCGUACGAUGAGUUGCGACAACCGAUCAAUAUGACAUUGUAG
This is a messenger RNA of Aureobasidium namibiae CBS 147.97, 402 nucleotides long. RefSeq lists its product as uncharacterized. NCBI's taxonomy places the organism in Eukaryota, Fungi, Ascomycota, Dothideomycetes, Dothideales, Saccotheciaceae. The record is from RefSeq and is a predicted model, not a curated record. The transcript has a single exon. Bases 1 to 402 code for a protein of 133 amino acids.